AUGUUGGAGAAAGAAGAUUGCUGGGAUGAUGUUGGAGAAAGAAGAUUGUUGGGUCUUGAGAUUGUACAGCAAAAAGUAGAUAAAAUUCAAGUGAUUAAAAAGCGGCUCCAAACAGCUCAGAGUAGGCAAAAGAGUUAUGCAGACGUUAGAAGAAGGAAAUUAGAGUUCCAAGUGGGUGAUCAUGUGUUCUUGAGGAUUUCACCUACCAAAGGAGUUAUGAGAUUUGGUUUUCGAGGUAAGUUGAGCCCUCGUUUUGUAGGACCUUUUGAAGUCUUGGAGAGGAUGGGUAAAGUUGCUUAUAGGAUCGCCUUACCACCUUCUUUAUCAGGGGUACAUAAUGUUUUCCAUGUCUCAAUGUUGAGGAAAUAUGUUCUAGACCCCAGUCAUGUAGUGGAUUAUGAGCCUCUAAAAUUAAGAGAUGAUUUAACUUAUGAAGAGCAACCAGUUAAAAUUGUGGACAAGAAGGAGCAAGAGUUGAAGCGUCGUACCAUACAUUAUGUCAAGGUUCAGUGGAGGAACCAGUCUGUGAGAGAGGCUACAUGGGAUUUAGAAGCUGAAAUGAAGGAGAAAUACCCAUAUCUUUUUGAGGACUCAGGUAUGUCAAGUUUAGAGGACUAA
Messenger RNA from Quercus robur (English oak), 618 nucleotides. RefSeq lists its product as uncharacterized. The transcript has a single exon. The record is from RefSeq and is a predicted model, not a curated record. Lineage: Eukaryota; Viridiplantae; Streptophyta; Magnoliopsida; Fagales; Fagaceae. The coding region runs from base 1 to 618 and encodes 205 amino acids.